AUGUCUUUAAGGCGUGGUAAAAAACGGAAGAAUUCCAUGCACAAUGUGACUGAUUCCCCAAUCAGAGUUCAUGAAUCUGCAAUUGACGACACAGUAUCAUCCGAUGUUCAUGAUCAUUCAAAUCUUCUAGGACCAAGUCCUAGCUUUUCCACCUAUCCUAAAGACAAUACAAUUGCCGUCAGAGAACCAGAGCCUUGUUCAGGACUGACCAUUGAUACCACAUUUCAUGACAAUAACAAAGAUUACCAUGUCAACCAACAUCCAUUGCCUAGAGCUUGCGAAAAAAUCAGUGAAAAGUUAGAUGGAAGUUAUUUGAGUAUGACACACAAGAAAAAACUUCAUGAGAAAACGAAACACCAACAAGUAGAUAUAAAUUUAACAUCGAGAAAAAAAGAUACAGAAGAAUUGCUCUAUAUUAACUCAAACAUACGUCAACAGAGAAAUGGCAAGAAAACGGUUAAAUUUGAAUUUCCAGAACAAAUUCAAGAUACAGCUGAUAUCGAGAAGAAACCACGAAAAGACAUUUUGGCAUCCCCAGUAUGUACAUUUGACGAAAAAGUGAAUGCUUAUAGCUGUGAAACGAUGUAUUCUAACAACCUUUUCAUAUCAGACAUUCAAACGGAUAGUAACGAGGAUACCGACGAAUACUUUAACAUCAAUUACAAAGGACAAAUAAUAAAUACCGAGUCUGUUCGAUCAUCGUGUUCAUCUAAAGCUAGCAUUGAUACGUUCGAUUAUAUCAAUUGCGAUGCCUUAAAAUAGGAUUCAAAGGUAAAAUCAUUGUAAAAAAUACACUUAACGUCAAUGAAUAUCUUGAUAUAUGAAUGGACUUCCUGUUUAAUCGUUGUUCUUAAAAUUACGUCCGAAAUAUUGACAUAAGCGAACUCGUUUAAACCUCCAUUAUUUAUUGUUAAUUCCUUACAAUGAUAUGUUCAUUUAAAUUUCCUAAGAUGCCUAACAAAAACCGAAAUGUA
Magallana angulata is the source of this 974-nucleotide messenger RNA. RefSeq lists its product as uncharacterized. NCBI's taxonomy places the organism in Eukaryota, Metazoa, Mollusca, Bivalvia, Ostreida, Ostreidae. The record is from RefSeq and is a predicted model, not a curated record. Bases 1 to 762 code for a protein of 253 amino acids. The transcript has a single exon.